Cuscuta campestris is the source of this 1018-nucleotide messenger RNA. The record is from the annotation of a GenBank genome assembly. NCBI's taxonomy places the organism in Eukaryota, Viridiplantae, Streptophyta, Magnoliopsida, Solanales, Convolvulaceae.
CUAGAUUAUAGAUAGAGACAACCGCACUUCAAAGCGUCAAAAAAGAUUCUGCAAAAGAAAGAAAAAAAACAGAGAGCGGAGAAAAUGGCGAAAGACAGGAAGAUCGGAGUUGCCAUGGAUUUCUCGAAGAGCAGCGAAGCCGCACUGAAAUGGGCCGUGGACAACCUGGCUGACAAAGGCGACACUUUCUUCAUCGUCCACAUCAAACCCCAUCUUCCUCACGAAUCUCGCAAUGACCUCUGGUCUCAAUCUGGCCCUCCUUUGAUUCCUUUGUCUGAGUUUCGUGAGCCCGAGGUGAUGAAGAAGUACGAUGUCCAGACUAACAUUGAAGUUCUUGAUCUUCUUGAUACGGCAUCUAGGCAGAAAGAGAUAAACGUGGUUAUAAAGUUGUACCUGGGAGAUGCAAGGGAGAAGCUGAUUGAAUCAAUUGAUGAUCUGAAGUUGGAUUCUUUGGUCAUGGGCAGCAGAGGGCUUAGCACCCUGCAGAGGAUCAUAAUGGGGAGUGUGACGAGCUAUGUAUUGUCGGAUGCAACCUGCCCGGUGACGGUUGUCAAGCAUCCAGAUUUUCACAAGAAGUGAUCAUGGUGUCCAAAGAUGAACAAGAUGGGAGCUUUUUUAUAUCACUAUCUUACUUAUACUUAUUUGUGUGUGCUGUCUAUCUAAAACUAAAUGUGCUCCCAUCCUCCCAAAAAAAAAUAAAGUGGUACUGGGAAUGAUGUAAAAUAAAGCUAAGAGUAAACCAAAAUGGUGUAUCCUAUUUGUACACCAAAGCAACACAAAUAUUAUGUCUGUGAUCCGAUUCACAGACACAUAAUGUCUGUGUUGAUCUGGCAUACAAAUGGGGUACACUAUUUUUUGGUGUACCCCUAGCAUGCCCCGAUGAUGUAAAGGAGAUUGAUUGUGUUUGGUAUCCCCUGCCCUAACCAUACAUAACUCUUCCACUGCAAUGUUUACUUAUGGAUACUUUAGAAAGCUUGUAGACUCAGUUUCUUGUAUUCUUGGCAUCAACAUUUCGUCU